Darwinula stevensoni is the source of this 7140-nucleotide messenger RNA. Lineage: Eukaryota; Metazoa; Arthropoda; Ostracoda; Podocopida; Darwinulidae. The record is from the annotation of a GenBank genome assembly.
GAAUUUGAGGAGCUGCUGGAGGGAAACAAGGAGUUGGAAUCCUGCAUCAACAACUCCCUGGUUCAGAUCUUAAAUCCCUUGGAUGUGUUGGAGCUUUUUAGGGCCAUUCCAGAUGAAGAACUCCCAUUGUUGUUGAUCAAUCAUGAUGCAGCUCACCCUAAGGAUCUCAUCCUUACUCGCAUCCCUGUGCCACCCCUCUGCAUCAGACCCUCAGUAGUCUCUGACCUCAAGUCUGGCACAAAUGAGGAUGAUGUGACAAUGAAACUCUAUGAGAUCAUUUUCAUCAAUGAGGUGAUCACAAAGCAUCGUCAACAGGGUGCCAAGAUCCAAAUGAUCACAGAAGACUGGGAUUUCCUCCAGCUUCAAUGUGCUCUCUACAUCAAUAGUGAGACCUCUGGCAUUCCCCUGAAUAUGCAACCAAAGAAAGCCACACGAGGGUUUGUACAGCGGUUGAAGGGGAAACAAGGCCGAUUCCGGGGGAACCUUAGUGGGAAACGUGUGGAUUUUACAGCACGAACUGUUAUCUCCCCUGACCCAAACUUGAAAAUUGAUCAGGUGGGUGUGCCUGAAUUAGUGGCCAAGAUCCUGACCUUUCCAUCAGAGGUGAAUCGCACAAACCUAAAACUCAUGCAGCAGCUUGUUGUGAAUGGAGCUGAUGUCUACCCUGGGGCCAAUUUUGUACAACAACGUGGAACAAAAAUCAGAAAGUUCCUGCGUUAUGGAAAUCGUCAUAAGAUUGCUCAGGAGCUUAAGCUAGGGGAUAUAGUAGAGCGUCACUUGAUGGAUGGUGAUGUUGUACUCUUCAAUCGUCAGCCAUCUCUGCAUAAGCUGAGCAUCAUGAGUCAUCGGGCCAAGGUCCUCAAGCACCGGACAUUCAGAUUUAAUGAAUGCGUGUGCACACCCUAUAAUGCUGACUUUGAUGGGGAUGAGAUGAAUCUUCACCUCCCACAGACAGAAGAAGCCAGGGCUGAAGCUGCAAUCCUCAUGGGAGUGAAAAACAAUUUGAUCACGCCACGAAAUGGAGAGCUGAUCAUUGGAGCAACGCAGGACUUCAUCACAGGUGCAUUCCUUCUUACAAAGAAGGAUGCAUUCUUCGAUCGAAGCAAGGCAUGCCAAUUGAUUUCAGCCAUCCUUGCUGGCACAGAUUCUGGACUCAGGAUUAAGCUUCCUCCACCUGCCAUCUGGAAGCCACAACGCCUAUGGACGGGGAAGCAGAUCUUUGGCCUCAUCAUACGUCCAAAUCCUUCAUGUCCAGUGAAAGUGAACCUUCGUACAAAGGGAAAGUCAUCCACUUCUAAUGGAGAGUUCUGCCCUAAUGAUUCCUUCAUUUUGAUCCGGAAUUCAGAGCUGCUAGCAGGAGCCAUAGACAAGUCAGUGAUAGGAGGAGGAAAGAACAACAUCUUCUAUGUGAUGCUGAGGGAUUAUGGACCAGACCUUGCAGCAGAUGGAAUGUGGCGCCUUGCAAGGCUAACGUCUCAUUUUCUCAUGAACCGGGGCUUCUCCAUAGGAAUUGGAGAUGUCACCCCAGGUGCUGGACUGCUUGAAGCAAAGCAGAAGCUCUUGGAAGAAGGAUAUGCCACAUGUAAUGAGUAUAUUGAGGAUUUAAAGGGAGGGCGAUUGCAAUGCCAACCAGGAUGCACAGAGGAGCAGACUCUGGAGGCAAUGAUCCUCAAGGAACUCUCUGUCAUUCGAGAUCAUGCUGGGCAGGCCUGCUGGAAGGAGCUUCCCAAGUCAAACUCCCCGCUCAUCAUGGCUGUCUGUGGCUCAAAAGGUUCUUUCAUCAACAUCUCACAGAUGAUUGCUUGUGUUGGUCAGCAGGCCAUCAGUGGAAAACGAGUGCCAGAUGGUUUUGAGGAUAGAGCCCUGCCUCAUUUUGAGAGACAUUCUAAGAUCCCAGCUGCCAAAGGGUUUGUGAGCAACAGCUUCUAUUCUGGUCUCACACCAACUGAGUUUUUCUUUCAUACCAUGGGAGGCAGGGAAGGACUGGUUGACACAGCUGUGAAAACAGCUGAAACAGGCUACAUGCAACGCAGACUUGUCAAGAGUUUGGAGGACCUGUGCUUCCAGUAUGAUGAAACUGUUCGAAAUUCGUCAGGUGAAGUGGUUCAAUUUGUAUAUGGAGGGGAUGGCUUGGAUCCUGCCUGCAUGGAAGGGAAGGACAAGCCAGUUGAUUUCCAGCGAGUGUUUGACCAUGUGAGGAGCAAGAACUCAUAUAUUGAUGAAAAUCCCCUGAAUUGCCAGAGUAUCAAGACUGCUCUUCAGGAGCAUCUGAAUUCUUCAAGGCUCAGUGACUGUGGAAGUGUUUUCAAGAAUGAACUCAGGGAGUUUCUGGAAAGGACAGCCGAGCAUGUUGACCAUGUGAGAGGAAGGUUUUCUUUAUUGACGAAGGAUAGCAAUACCUUGCAACCAGUGGAGAGGCAUUUGGAACGAGUCACCAUGUCACAGCUGUCUAAGUUCAUUGAAACCUGUCGAGAGAAGUACAUGCGGGCUCGCAUGGAACCAGGUACAGCAGUGGGUGCAUUGGCAGCACAAAGCAUCGGAGAGCCUGGAACACAGAUGACACUGAAGACAUUUCAUUUUGCGGGUGUUGCAUCCAUGAACAUCACCCAGGGGGUGCCUCGAAUCAAGGAAAUUAUCAAUGCAUCCCGAGUCAUCAGUACACCCAUCAUCACAGCCCACUUAGAGAAUGAAAUAGAUGCAGAAUUUGCCCGUCGGGUCAAGGGUCGCAUUGAGAAAACCCUUCUUGGUGAAGUGUCUGAGUACAUUGAAGAGGUAUAUCUGCCAGCAGAAUGCUUCCUGCUGGUGAAGCUGGACAUUGAACGUAUUCGCCUCCUGAAGCUUGAGGUUGAUGCUGAGUGCAUUCGAUAUUCUUUGUGUACCUGCAAACUCAAGUUGAAGCCUGGGAAUGUGACAGUAGUGAGCAGUUCCCUGAUCACAGUGAAGCCAAAUGUGAGCAGCCGAUCCACUCUCUACUACUCUCUCCAGCACCUUAAGGAGGAAUUGCCAAUGGUCAUCAUCAAGGGUCUCCCAUCUGUUAAUCGAGCUGUGAUCCAUGUGGAUGACUCUGGAAAGAUAAGCAAAUAUAAGUUGUUGGUGGAAGGAGAUAACCUGAGAGAAGUCAUGGCUACAUAUGGAGUGAAAGGAAAAUAUACCUUCUCUAACAAUACUCUUGAGAUGGCCAAGACACUGGGCAUUGAAGCUGCCAGGACCACAAUUAUCAAAGAGAUUCAGAACACGAUGGAGCACCAUGGGAUGAACAUAGACCAACGCCAUGUAAUGCUUCUGGCUGACCUUAUGACCUUCAAAGGUGAAGUCCUUGGUAUCACGCGCCAUGGACUGGCCAAGAUGAAGGAAUCUGUCCUCAUGCUUGCAUCAUUUGAGAGAACAUCUGAUCACCUUUUUGAUGCUGCAUAUUAUGGACAAGAGGAUUCAGUGACAGGAGUCUCUGAGUGCAUAAUCAUGGGGAUCCCGAUGAACCUUGGAACUGGGCUCUUCAAACUCCUUCACAGGGCGGAGAGAGGGGAGAAACUAGGACAGCGUCGUCUUGUUUUUGACAAUCCAGAGUUGCAUGUCCGUACUUAUCACCCAAAGAGCACAGAACCUCUUUUCCGAGACUUCUGGCGGAGAAUCAAGAAGAAACAAACGAGCUCGAGCUCGAGUGAGAAGGAAUUUUUGUUAUUACUACCUCCGCCAAACGUGACGGGGAAUCUGCAUUUGGGGCAUGCACUGACGGUAUCUAUCCAAGAUGCCAUGGUCCGCUGGAAUCGAAUGUCUGGAAGGGAGACACAAUGGAUCCCGGGCUUUGACCAUGCCGGAAUCGCCACUCAGAGCCUCCUGGAACGGAUCUUGUGGAAUCGGGAGAAGAAAACAUGGAAGAGCCUUGAUCCAUGGGAAUUCCACAGCAUGUUAGAGACGUGGACCGACGAGCGAAUUGGAGAGAUCCGAAACCAGUUGGAAUCCCUUGGAACGAGCCUCGACUGGGACCGACAGUUUUAUACAUUGGAUGCGAACGUGAAGAAGGCAGUGGAGCACGCUUUCAUCUUGUUACACGAGAGGGGCGACAUAUACCGUAAUGUCAGAUUGGUGAACUGGUGUUGUUACCUCGAGACUGCCGUGUCGGAUAUAGAGGUGGAGCAUCGGGAAGUUGAAGGGCCGAUUAAGUUGCAAGUACCUGGAUGUUCCCACGACGUUCAGAUUGGAAAACUGUUCUUCUUUUCGUAUCCGCUGGAUGGCAAUGGAGGAAAGAUCCAAGUCUCUACGACCAGACCAGAGACCAUUUUGGGCGACAGUGGAAUCGCAGUGAAUCCCCAAGACCACCGCUUCAAUCGACUAAUAGGCAUGCGUGCGAGACAUCCACUCGUCCCCGGGAGGUUCUUACCCAUCGUUGGAGAUCACCGGGUGGACCCAAACUUUGGAACAGGUGCUAUGAAGAUCACGCCGGGUCACGACUUCACAGAUUUGGAAAUUGCGAAAGACUACGGCCUGGACGUGAUCACGAUCUUGGACGAGAAAGGUCAUCUACUUCCCAAUUGUGGUACUUUUCAGGGUUUGAACCGCUUUGCGGCUCGUGAUGCCAUCGUUGAGGCCUUGAGAGACGUGAAUCUCUACGAUGGUGAAAAGGGUGUGAAGACUACGAUCCCCUUGUGCAGUCGAACUGGUGACAUCAUCGAACCUCUGCUCAAGGAACAAUGGUUCUUGAGCACGAGCCAGACGGCCAAAGAAGUGUUGAGAGAGGUGGAGGAAGACAGAAUCCAAAUCCAUCCUGGAGACAUGAAACAGUCUUUGAUGAACUGGUUGACUAAGUAUGAAGACUGGUGCCUUUCCCGUCAGAUCAUUUGGGGUCAUCGCAUCCCGGCUUACCGAUGUCGCAUCCAGGAUUCCUUCCGUUGGGUAUCGGCAUCGAGUCCCGAAGAGGCAGCGGAGAAAGCUGCCAAGAAGCUGGCAGUGAAUAGGUGUGAAGUCCUCGUCGAAAGCAGAGACGAAGAUGUCUUGGACACCUGGUUCUCUUCCUCCCUGCUUCCAUUGACCUGUCAGGGAUGGCCUCUCCGCACCCAAGGACUGUCUUCCUUGUCUCUCAUGGAAACCGGUCGAGAUAUUCUGGGAUUAUGGGUCACCAAAAUGUUGCUCAUCUCCCAUAAACUCACACAGUCUAUCCCGUUUCGCAAGAUCCUGUUGCACGGAAUCGUGUGCGAUGCUCACGGCCGCAAGAUGUCUAAGUCCCUUGGGAACAUUGUUGAUCCCCUGCACGUCGUGUCUGGACGGACCCUGGAGGAACUGGAAGCGGAAACCAGGUCGAAGAUCAAGCAGGGGCUCAUCAGCAAAUCAGAAGGGGAGUUGAGCAUCGCGGGACAGAAGAAAUUGUUUCCAAAGGGAAUCCCGGCUUGCGGAGCCGAUGCCCUCCGAUUUUCCCUCUGCUUCUCUAACAUCACGAACCCCGAGAUCAACGUAGACAUAGCGAAAGUGGCAGCUCACAGUCAUUUCUGCAACAAGAUGUGGCAAGCGAUGAAUUUUGCCGAGCAGGCGUUUAGGAGGAACGAGGGUUUUACGGAAGGGAAGGGGAAGACGGUUGAGAGAGCUCUGGAUCGAUGGCUCCUCAGUUGCCUGGCGUGGACAGUGGAGCGAUGUCACGAAGCUUUCUCCACGCUGGCACUUCAUCAAGCUCCCUCUGCCAUCUAUCAGUUUCUCUAUGGGAGGUUAUGCGACGUGUACGUAGAGGGGAUCAAGCGGCACGUGUACGAAGGGGCGGGAGGGGAGGAAGGGAAGGAAUGUUGCAGAACGUUGUUGGCGAGCCUGGGAACAGGGAUCCGUCUCCUCCACCCAUUCAUGCCUCACCUGACGGAAGCCCUCUUUCAUCGUCUCACACCAUGGAUUCACGAACCCCCAGUCUCCAUCCUCCAUACCUCUUACCCUCGUCCGAGUGAAUGGCAUGGGUAUAGGGACCAAGCUCUGGAAUCCCUGCUCGAUGACGUACUUUAUCUCGUAGAACGGGUCCGUGGCAUCAGGCAACAGUAUCAGCUAGGCGAUCUUCGACCCAAGCAGAUCUUCCUGGGCUCCACGAGGAAAGACUUGGAAAUGCUUCAAGACGAGAUUGGAAUGUUAGGAAAAAUCGACUCGGUUGUUUUCGAGGAUCCAGACCGAUCCAUUCGAUCUCAUUGUUUCCAAGCGGAUCCUCAGCGACUCCCCAAAGGCUGUAGUCUUUACCUCCAUUUCCUGCCCGAAGACUUGGAAAAAGUCUCGGAGAAAUUGGAUGCCAGAAGGACGACUCUCGUGAAGUCUAUGGAGAGCAUGAAGGAGAAGAUGUCGAAGGGAAAGGGGAAGAAGAAAGUUUCGGAACAAUACGAGAAUCUGACGAAGGAGUUGGCAAGUAUCGAUGAUCUUCGUAGGACGAUCUCUUCUUGGGGUGUGGGAAGGUUGGACUGUGGAGUCCUCCUCGUGCCUAACGAGGAUGUAAGGAGUAGAGGGGAAGAGUUCCCCAGUUCCCAACGCUGUCUGACCAUUGCUGGUCGCUUUCCCUUUCGCGCCCUCGUCCUGCCCUGUAAGCAAUGCGUCCCGAGCCUCCGACCACUCAACACAGUGGACACUCUGUCUUUCCUGAGCCGGCAAUCGAGCAACUCAAUGGGCACGGUGUGUGCCUCGAACCGCGAGCCGGACAGAACGGUGAUAACCAGUGACCGAGGAAUCCUGGAAGUUGGAGCUGAUGUCCAGUAUCGAGUUGCCGAUGUGUCCAAAUUUAUUCUCAAUAUAUCACGUCCAGAGGAGGGUCUACGAAUGCUUGGCAGGUUUGAAGGUUUCAAGGAUUCUGAGCUCUUGGGAAUUCUGAAAAAAAAGCUGGCAAAUGUUCACGUGUCUGAGGACAUGCAAGGAAUAUAUGAGGUUGUUGUCAAUAAUGGUGAAGCUAUUCAUAUUAUCCUGAAUGCUGGUAAUACUGGUUCUUAUGAUGUUUCCCUAGGGAGAGCAGAUGUGAUAAGUAGCAGUCAGAGCGUCUUUUCCCCAGAUGUCUCAGUGAUGAUGAAUCUGGAAGACUUGGAGAAGUUGAUUCAAGGGAGGAUUUCACCACUAGCUGCAUAUAUUGGAGGAAAGAUAACUAUCCAAGGGAAUGCAUCCAAAUUCCAGGGUUUGGAAUCCCUCUUUUCAUCCUGA